Messenger RNA from Coprinopsis cinerea okayama7#130, 810 nucleotides. RefSeq names its product protein kinase subdomain-containing protein PKL/ccin3. The transcript has 3 exons. The record is from RefSeq and is a predicted model, not a curated record. The coding region runs from base 1 to 810 and encodes 269 amino acids. Lineage: Eukaryota; Fungi; Basidiomycota; Agaricomycetes; Agaricales; Psathyrellaceae.
AUGUUCUCAACACUCCUUAUUCAUACCUGCGGCACUAUUGGAGGCAGGUCAACAACGAUAACCCUCAAAGUCUCACCAUCAUUCCCUGGUGCCAUCUGGUUUCGAGAGCGUCGCGGUGAGCCAGCUCCCAAGACCUGGGACUCCAAAGACGUCUCCAAAGCCAAUGGCACAUUGGAGCUUUCCCUUCUCGGACGCAUUGCUGAAGGCCGUAUUGGUGUGACACACAUCGCCAAAGUCGUCUCCAGUUCAGUCGCAGUUUGGCGCGAGAGGCAUGGGUCUACGAGCAGCUCGAUUCCCAACUUCUACGGCUUCUUUUCGUCGUCCAUGGCGGAGCAGCCCGCUUUUCCAAACCUCGAAUUUACACCAUGGACAAAUAGGAAGCACCGAAUUGAAGAAACAGAUAGCCCUCCUAGCGACAUCGACGAGUUCCCUUCGCCAGACUGGCUUGCCGACGACGUGCCGCCUUACCCUGGAGAUCUACCGAGCUACGAAGACCCAUCUGGAUACCAGAAGACCUCGUCAUGGUAUAGAUGGGGUCGCCCACAAGAAAAUCCAACGAUCAGUGUCAUCGUUCUCGAGCACCUGGGAGAGACGUGUACCGGGGACCGAGCUCGAGGGAACGACGUGCUAAUGGCAGUGAGAGAGGUCCUGGAGGACAUUGCUGAGCAUGGUCUUAUUCAUUCGAACGUUACGGCUUGGAACGCCCUUUCCCUCAGGGAUAGGGCGGACAUAGGGAAGGACAGGGGUAACCCCCGGGUAGCCGGACACCUACCCUUACCCCCACCCCCCAAAACCCCUACCCCUGACUGA